AAAAAAAAAGAAAAAAACAGAACCAAAGAGAACAUGUUCACCUUUUCCGAUUGCGAAUGUUGUUGAUUUUUGACGAAACACGUUUUGGUUGGGACCAUAAAAAAUCUCAACCCAAAACAUAACUCACUCACUGUUCCAUUGUUUACUCACUUUCCGAACAAUUUCCUUAACUCACUGUUCAUUACUUCAUUUGUUUGCUUUGAAUUGAAUCCAUAGCACAAUCUUAGCACACAUUUCUGUUCUCUUGGAGAACAAAUUCAAGUGACCCAGUUCUCAAAUUCUGGCUGAAACCAAGGAUUUCUCUAUGGAUGAAAAUCAGCAUAAUGUUGUGAAAUUUUGAGACUUUACAUUUUAUGGGGUUUGAGGUUUGAGAGUUGAGACUCGUUGCUGAUUAAUUGAGAAAAAACCAUUGCAAUUUGAAAUUAGUAUAAUAUUUUUUGUGUUUCUUAGCUCUCUGUUGGGACUGUGAAGUUGAGAUGGGAUGUCAGCCCAGCAAGGAGACUGGUUCCAGUACUGAUGUCCCAACACCGAUUAAAAUGGGCGCGCAUUCUCUUUAUGCGGCCGAUUUAAGCUCUUAUGAAGCUGCGUGUGUUGAUGAUCCGAACUUGCGAUCCUUCGAUAUUACCAUUCAGGAGCGUACUAACAGGGUGAUCAACUCUCUUGCUCAAGGGAUUGAGGUUCGUUCUAUAUCGCUUGAGUCACUAGGUGAAGUUACCGGCAGUCUUCUUGACAUGAACCAGGAAGUUGUUAAAGUAAUUUUGGAGUGCAAGCAAGAUAUAUGGAACAAGAAGGAUCGCGACUUGUUUGCCUUGGUGGAGGAUUUUUUCGAUAAUAGUCUCCAGACAUUGGAGUUUUGUAAUGCUCUUGAGAAAUGCUUGAAAAGAGCGCGAGAAAAACUUGUUGCAGUUAAUUCUGUAAUGACUUGUUUUGAGGAAGAGGUUCAAAAUGGAGUUGAAGGGUCGACUUAUUUGAAGACAUUGAAAGGGCUUAAAGAUUUUAAGGAAACCGGGGACCCUUUUACCGAAGAGUUUAAUUCUUUGUUUCAGAAGGUUUCUACUCAACAAUCAUCAAUGCUGAUGAAAUUGCUGAUUAGAAAGCAAAAACUUGAUAAGAAACUGAAAUCUCUCAAGACAUUGAAGAGGGUAUCAAGUGUUAUUUUCGUAGCUGCUUUUGUGGCUGUGUUAAUUUUCUCGGUGGUCGCAGCUGCAAUUGCUGCACCACCUGUUGUAACGGCUUUGGCCGGAGCGUUGGCUGUUCCAAUAGGCUCAGUUGGAAAAUGGUGUAACUCACUUUUUAAGAAAUACGAAACAGCUUUAAAAGGCCAAAGAGAAGUAAUCAGUUCAAUGCAUGCUGGUACUUAUAUUGCAUUGGUGGAUAUGAAUAACAUUAAGGUACGUAUCGAUCAAUUGGAAAUAAAGAUCGAAUCCAUGGUGCAAGUUGCUGACUUUGCUCUUGGAAAUGAGGAUGCUGUAAAGCUUGCGAUCGAUGAGAUUAAGAAUAAAAUAGAAACUUUUGCGGAUAUUAUCGAGAGUUUGAGUAUGCAAGCUGAUAAAUGUAGUCGACAGACUAUGAAAGCAAGGACAGUAGUUGUACAAAAGAUAAUUAAAUACUCUAUAGUUAACAGUUGAUUGAUUAAUUUUAUGUAGCUGGUAUGUACCUGUGUUCUUACUACAAGGUACUUAUUAAUCAACUAGCUUAUAUGUAUGAUGUACUUUAUGAUUUUGAAGAAAGAGAAAAGUAUUCAUGUGUAUAACAUUUGUAGAUCUUUGUAUUUUAUCAAUAAUUAUACAACCAAUUUUCCUGCUUAA
Trifolium pratense (red clover) is the source of this 1808-nucleotide messenger RNA. Its product is annotated as UPF0496 protein 1-like. Bases 477 to 1628 code for a protein of 383 amino acids. Lineage: Eukaryota; Viridiplantae; Streptophyta; Magnoliopsida; Fabales; Fabaceae. The record is from RefSeq and is a predicted model, not a curated record. The transcript is spliced from 3 exons.